AUGUUCCAUGACCCGGCUGUUAAUCGUGGUUCCCAGGCCCUCGUUGAUGCUCAUUCCCGUAACUGGCCUACUAAACGAAUCCUUAUGCAGGUAAGAAAACUGUCAGGUAAAUAAAGGUCGCCACUUUAGAAAUGAGAAGAAAGCUGAGCCGUGUUAAUUUUCUCAAAGAUUUUUGAGACGGCAGUACUUUUGUCUCGUCACGCAACGCUCCCAUCUGGGACGGUUACUGGGGACAGAGGAAAAAUUGACCAUUGGCUGACGGCGCGUUCCCGGAAACGAUCCUUAGGGUUUUCGCGAAAAUUAACUCCGCCUAGUUUACUCCUCGUUUCUAAACUGGUGAAUGUCUUUUUAGAUUAUACAGUCGAACUGUUAUUUCGCUGUCACCCUUACUUGGGGAAGGGAAAACUGUUAGUUCUGUUCAAAGGCAAUCCACUGCUUUCCUUAUUACAAAUAACUUCCUACUACUCUCACUUUUCAAAAUGGCGCGUGACAGGGCGUGGUACCCAGGGAGUGAACAGAAAACCAUUCUGUGCCGUUACCCAGGCACUGGUACUCGGGCACCAAGUGAGACAUUGUCAUAGUGUGAGCCUAUACCUGUAUGGAUUAAUGAAAAUGAAAUUUAUUUGUUUAUUUAUUUUAGCGUCACACGUUACGAGCUGUGCCAGUAUCUGAAGUGAAGUAUGAGUGGAAAGAGAAAAACACUCGUUUUUGGGUUUACGGCCUGGAUCACAGAGUGCACGCCCCAGACUACCCCCAACAGUGCUGUUGUGGUUGCACUAUAAUCUAG
Messenger RNA from Porites evermanni, 787 nucleotides. Lineage: Eukaryota; Metazoa; Cnidaria; Anthozoa; Scleractinia; Poritidae. The record is from the annotation of a GenBank genome assembly.